AUGGCCGCCGCUGCAGUUCAACCACUAUCACUUCCUGGUCCCCCGGGCCAACCAGACAUCGCAUACACCCCUAAUUACGAGAACUACUUGGCUCGGAUAAAACGUCGCCAAGAGCAGGAGAGACUCGAAAAGACAUUGCCAGAAGGCUUCCCCCAGAGACUCAAGUCGAAGCUGGUCUGGGACGGCAAGACGUUGGCUGAGCACUAUGACUGGAACUACGUUCUUACGGAGGACGAUCGAAAAGAGAUGGACGAGGCACUCAACCACUUCAAGUCUUUAAAGAAGCCACUGGGCGAGAUUAGCCAAGAGACUUUCCCUUUGCCCAAACUCACUAAGACCCUCCGCGCGAUCUCGGACGAGAUCCACAACGGCCAUGGGUUCAAGGUCGUCCGCGGGGUGCCCGUCGACAAGUACAGCCUUGAGGAGAACAUAAUCAUCUAUGCUGGAGUCUCGUCCCACGUGGCGCCGGUCCGCGGUCGACAGGACACCCAGUUCCAAGGCCAGCCGGCAGACGUGGUGCUCGCACACAUCAAGGACCUCACGAAAGUCGUCGACGCCCAUCGGAUCGGGGCGCCGGCGUACACCACGGAGAAGCAGGUCUUCCACACGGACGCGGGCGAUGUGGUUGCGCUCUUCGCCCUCGGCGAAGCCGCCGAAGGCGGCCAGAGUUAUCUGUCCAGCAGCUGGCACGUCUACAACGAGCUGGCAAGGACCAGGCCGGAUCUGAUCCGCACCUUGGCCGAGCCGUGGGACGCCGAUGAGUUCGGGAGAGGCGGCAGGGCGUACAGCAGCAGACCCCUCUUGCACCAUCAACCAGCAGCUGACGGCAAGCCCGAGCGUCUCAUCAUUCAAUACGCUCGACGAAUCUUCACCGGAUACUGGGGCCUGCCGCGGUCGGCCGACAUCCCGCCCAUCACGGAGGCGCAGGCCGAGGCCCUGGAUGCCCUCCACUUCCUCGCCGAGAAGUCCGCCGCCUCCCUGGACUUCCACAAGGGCGACAUCCAGUACGCCAACAACUUGAGCAUCUUCCAUGCCCGCGGGGGGUUCGUGGACUCUGACGAGAAGCAGCGUCAUCUGAUCCGGCUCUGGCUUCGAGACCCCCAGAAUGCUUGGGAGACCCCCGAGGCGCUGAGAGACCGCUGGGAUCGCGUCUACUCCGGCGUGACCCCGGAGAAGUCUGUGUUCCCCCUUGAGCCCCAAAUCCGCAGCGCAAGCCAAGGGAAGUCCAAGCCUGAGGAGAGUGCCAGCUCGGCUUCCUGA
This is a messenger RNA of Colletotrichum graminicola M1.001, 1260 nucleotides long. Its product is annotated as TfdA family Taurine catabolism dioxygenase TauD. Gene Ontology annotation, molecular function: oxidoreductase activity. Bases 1 to 1260 code for a protein of 419 amino acids. NCBI's taxonomy places the organism in Eukaryota, Fungi, Ascomycota, Sordariomycetes, Glomerellales, Glomerellaceae. The transcript is spliced from 4 exons. The record is from RefSeq and is a predicted model, not a curated record.